Protopterus annectens (West African lungfish) is the source of this 5744-nucleotide messenger RNA. RefSeq names its product coiled-coil domain containing 13 (gene CCDC13). NCBI's taxonomy places the organism in Eukaryota, Metazoa, Chordata, Ceratodontiformes, Protopteridae. Gene Ontology annotation, cellular component: centriolar satellite. Gene Ontology annotation, biological process: cytoplasmic microtubule organization; non-motile cilium assembly. Bases 93 to 2243 code for a protein of 716 amino acids. The record is from RefSeq and is a predicted model, not a curated record. The transcript has 16 exons.
CAGUCUAAGGAACUAUAAUGGAGAAUUCCUUCCAGUACUAGAAAAGGUUGUCCCAUCUUUCAAGACACUGUGAGUUCCUUCUCUGGUUGACCAUGGAAUCAGACAAUGCAGUGAAUGAGAGCCUGCGGCUCCAGUUCCAAGCUCUUCAAGAGCAGCAGCAGAAGAGGCUGCAGAAACUAAUGGAAAGAAAGAAAGAAAAGCAGCAAGAGCAGCUUGAUCACAGUAGUGACGGCAAGAGAAGAGUGGCAUUUGGUGUUGAUGAUGAGCUUAAACUGUUUGAUCUCAGUGGAGGAACAGUAGGACCCUCUGAUGAGAUUGCGAAGAGACUGUUGGAAGAUGAAAAUGAACAGUUGCAAGAUCAAAUUCGGGAACUGCAGGAUGAAAAUGGUAGACUUUAUAGAUUACUUAAGGAAAAAGAUUUUGAAAUCAAACAUCUUAAAAAACAAAGGGAUGAAGAGAGGAUUGCUCUAACAGGUACAACUGGCAUGGCUGGAGAUGUUGCAGCCACUAAAAUAAUAGAGCUGUCAAAGAAGAACCGUGAGCUGACAGCUGAAAUGGAAAGCGAAAAAGCCAAAGUGAAGCAACUGAGUAACAGAGUUAAACAACUGGAAAAAGAAGCAACAUUAUUGAGCAACCAGUCUGCAGUAAGUAAAGAUUUAGUGACAAAGCAGUUUACACCAAGGGUGAUAGAAGGAAACCAGUUAGAUAACCCAGAGAUAAAGGUCCUACAGGACAAACUGAAUUCAGCUAAUGCCAAGCUAACAGAGUAUCGUAACCAGAUCCAGACCAUGAAACAGGAGCUAAAGAUGGCACAUAAGGUUCUUGUAUCUGAAGUUGGUGAAGAUGUGAAUAUUCAGCAACUUUUGAAUUCUCCAGGAAACUGGCGUGGUCGAGCUCAGCAAAUUCUUGCUCAACAAAUCAAGAUACGUGAGUUAGAGAACCAGUUGGGCCUAACUGUUUCCAGAAAUCAGUCAUAUGAAAGAAGUAUUGAAGAAGAAAUGUUAGGUUUGGCUGUGCCAAGAAAGUCACCUGCUCAGGACAAAAACAUGGCCAGGAUUCGUACAAUGGAGAAGGAAAGGAAGGAAGCCUUGGAGAAGCUCACAGCUGAAUUUGAGACACUUCAGAAAGAUCAAGAUGAUCUGAAGAAAAAGUUGGAGGGCUCCAAGGCCAGAAACAAAUCUUUAUCCAGUGAAGUGAAAACUCUGAAGAGUCAGAUUUCAACACUGCUUGAAAAGGGAAAGCAUGACGAUGAGCUCAUAGAUACGUUACUGAAACAACAUAAGCAGCUACAAGACGUGCUAGCUCGCUUCAGUCAACAGGGGCAGAAGAGCAAGGAGAGCCAGCAGUUCUUGGAGCAGCAGUUAAACAGUGAAACACAGAAGCAGGGAUCACUUGUUGCACGGCUCAAGCAGAUGGUCGCUGAACGGGAGUCCAAAGUGAAGGAGCUAGAAGAAGAGAUCAAGCAACUAACAAUAAAGCAUCAUAAAACCAAGCAGACAGACCAAUAUUCAAAUGCUGAAGACAUCACAGAGAAAUCUAAUGUACCAAAAUUGGUAAAUGCUUCAAAUACAGAUGUUAAACUUCCUGUUUCAGAAGGAGACCAACAAGGGAGAACAGGUUCUGCAAGGACAGUUUUUAAGCUGGGUCACACCCUUGUGGAGUCUGCACGUAACAUACCUACUUCACAAAAUAAUUCUGCUGCACCUGGGAGCUUUCCUGAUGUACAAAGUCUGCUGUCACAGUGCACUGAGCACAAGGCUCUCCUCCAGGCAGCUGAGGUGGAAAGAGACAAGCUGAUGGAGCUGGUCACUGUCUUGCAACAAAGGGUGGAUGAAGCCACUGCAAAAGCUCUAGAAGCUGAAAGAAAACUUCAGGAAGAAAGACGCAGAAAUGUGGUUCUGGAACAGCAAAUCGAGAAAUCAAAAUUAGAUUUUGGGAAAACUCUACCUGUAAACAGGCCUGUUGGCAAAAACAAAUCAGGUCAGACACUCAACAGUUCUAGGCAUAACCUAAAUCUCACAGAAAACAGAACUUCAUCUCCAGUAGAGGUAGAAGAACUAAAUACAAGGCUUGCCAUCCAGCUAGAUGAGAAUGAGGCACUGAAAUCUGCUUUAAAGAGUGCGCUGAAAUCUAAAGAAGAAGAUCUUAGACUUUAUCAUGAGAUGAUGGAGCAAGUGAAAAGGGUUUUCUUGCAGGCUGUAAAGCAACAGAAAGAAGAAAGAAAACAGAGCUACCUCAGCUGAAUAACUUUCAUUAGUCAUUAAAGAAGGCAGAAGGACACAUUUUCAACAAAUCAACUGCAAAAGGAAAAUCAGGGUGGUUUAUCUGGCGUUAUCUUCCUGACCAAGUUCCCUGAUAAGUUUUCUUUCAUUAGUUAUUAAAAAUGACAGUAAGACAUGAGCCCAACAAAUCUGCUGCAAAAGGAAAAUUAGCCUGCUUUAUUUGGCAUUAUUUUUCUGAUGCAGAUGUCUAGUGAGUUAUAAUAAAUUGACCAAAAUAUGUUCCCUGAAACAAUGAACAUAUAACAUUAUUUGAUAGUUUCUUUGAAAAUCAAAAUAGACUUGUGACACUUAAAAGUAAUCCUGUCAGCUGCUUGGUGCAUCUUCUUAGGCAUUUUGCACAAAGGCACAUAUUUUACAAAACUUGUAUUGUCCUGUUUUUUUUUUUGGAGGUGGAUACAGUUUCAUUUGUUAUUGAUUGUUGCUUUAUUUAUUUUUUAGCACUCUUUGUUGUUUAAAAUGUGAAAGCUUAUGAUACUUGGCCAUCUGAACUGAUUUCCUUGAACACGUCCUUUUACAUUUUGAAUAAUAAUUACGUGUUAAGUAUAGAAUAAAUGUAAAAAAAUAAAAAAGUAAUAGCAUUAAUGCUAGUUACACACUAUAGCCAAAGAGUCUGACAUGUCCAUUGUUUACAAUAACUAGGACAAUUUCCACUGAGGUUACUUUUACUUGUGCUUCUGUGUCUUUAUGCAUCACACACUACCUGGCAGUCAAGUUCUGCACUGGGUUCAUUCCAUAUAGAACAAACCAAAAUGCUUUUUUUAUGGUCUAAUAUAAUUUUUCAAAAGCAGUCAUGCUGUAAAUAUUCUAGACAAAACUGUACUGGUAUGUUUUUUAUAACUGUACACAUUUCAGAUGUAUGCACAUUUAAGUUCUUAUUCUUAAAAUGUAAUCUCUUAUUUUAUUAACAGACAAAUAGAAAUAUAUUGCUAACAGUUGCUAAAUUUCAAAGACAGAUGCUGUAAUGCUCCACUCUAUCAGUUCCACAUGGACAACACAAAAUAUAAAGUUAUUAAGCCAGGAUAAACACUAUCAUUUUAUUAUUGUGAUGCUAAAGUGAUAAGCAUUUCUUGUUGUCUCAUUCUUUCUUUAUCAGUUAUGUGACCUAAUGGUCUGUUGAUAUCAUAGCUGUUUUUAGCAAGUCAUCUCACAGAAACAUAAAAAGAUACUAGGCUAACAGUCCAGGGGCCUUUUUAAGCCGAGCCAAGCAGAAUUCCCAAGUGUUUCUUCUUCCUUUCUAUAGACAGGAAAUAGUCAAGUUACAGUUUUUCUUCCUCCACUGUCCUUUGUGGUACUAUCCUAACACCUCAGUACCUGUCCACACCAGAUCUACCAGCUGACUUAUUUGCCACCCCCCAUUUAGUCCGGUAUGCUAGGACUGGUAUUGGAACUAGGCAUCCAGGGGUGCAGUAUGUCUGAACAUCUAUCCAGUGGGAAUGGUCUUCAUGCUUUAUGACCUAUUUGUUUCCUCCCCUCCCUUCCCUUUUACAGACCCAGAGAUAUGCCUGGGGAGCAAGUGUGCACAUCUGCAGCAUCUCAGCAAUGUCUCCACCCUUAACCCCUCAUUAGAUACACCUACCAUGUGUCUUCACAAGUCUCCACCAAGGAUCAUCACAGUAAACGCCUAUGGGACCACCCAUCCAUCCUAGGAUGGUAAUGUCCAUGCCUCACUAUCACUUUGUCACUCACCCAAACCACUAAUAAAACCUGGGUUGUAGUUAGGGUUUUAUAAUGCUACACCAUCACAGUGGCUUACAUCAAGUUACAGUUUCGUAGAACAUCAGUAUCCUCUGUCCAACAGAGACAUAGAUGUCAGCUCUGGGACACAUUUGCAUUUUCACAUCAAUCUGUCCAGAUUGUGUUUGAAGUGGGUCAGGGAGGUGCUUUGUUUUACAUGGAGGAGAAGCUUAUUCCAGAGCAGUGGAAGCCUCUGUGACAUGUAUCUGUCUCUCCAGCAUGUCCUGUUUAGAUUGUUAUAAAGGUUAAAAUCCUCAGAGUGAGUGUUACUGAUACUACUGUUUUUGCAGAUAUGGAGCAGGUUCUUCACUAUAGGGUUUGAUGAGGCCUUGAAGGUUAGGCAGAGGCCAUACCUUAACAGUCUGUAGGAGACAGACAGUAGGGAAACUGAUCUAAAGUGGUCCCCAUAAUUCAUGUCUUGGACACCCUGGAUUCCUUUCAUAAGAAAUUUCUGUGGGCAUUCAAGUAGAAGGAUGUGGCUUUGCAGGUACAUACCAGAGGAAGCAUUAUACUCUAUAUGACUGGUCUAAUAUGGGCAGAGUUCAGAGGGACAAUAGCCUCCCUGGACCUGGAUGCAAUUCCCUUACCUAUAAGCUGUGCUGUAUAAAAUGACUUCCUGUGGUGGACACGUUAGUCAAAGGCCAGAUCACUAUCCACAUAAGUCCUCAGAUUCUUAACUACCAUUUCUACCUUAAGAGGCAUGUUGCCAAUGUUAUAGUUUGUGGGUCAUGAUGAUCUACUGAAGGAGAUGACUAUGCACAUUUUUUGUGCUCAGUUUGAGCUCAUGGUUCUUACACAAAUUGUUCAUUUGUGUGAGGCCUUCCACAUGAUAUUUGUGUAUUUGGGAGACUCUAUGACUGCCUUGAGCUUGCAAUCAUCUGCAAACUUGAUCAGCCACAGUAUGUUUAUAUUGCCUAGACAUCUAAGAAGUAAAUAACAAGCAGGAGCAGUCUCAGUACUGAUCCCUGGGCACUUCAUUCGUGAAUGGGUUUUUAAUGGUGGUGGAGUCACUUAUUUUUAACACUUGCAUCCACUGUGAAAGCCACUUGGCUACCCAGUGGGUGACAUGUGGGUUUAUUUACAUUUUUUGUAAUGUUUCGACUACACCUGAGUGGGAAAUAAUGUCAGAUGCCUUGGCCAAGUCCAAAUAGGCCAUAUGAACUGAUUUGCUCUCAUACUUGGCCUUUGUGACCUUCCUAAAGAAGAUCACCAACUUCAGCAGACAUGAUCCUGACCUCCAGCUGACAAAUCCAAACUGACCAGGAUCCAUCAUUUGUUGAUCUAUUAUGUCUUUGCAUAUAACAUCCAUGACAAUUCCUUCCUUGGCUUUAUUGAUUAGACUGGUCAGACUCAUGGGUCAAUAGUUUCCUAGGUCAGUAGAGGGGCCACCCUUGUGCAGUGGAAUGAUAGUUUUCACUUUCUAGUCCACAGGCACAAACCCGGUUACAAGGCUGAGAUUAUAUAGCUUCAUUAGGGGGACAGACAAGUUCUGUUUCAAGCCAUUUAGAUACCUUGGUAUGUUAUCAUGACCUAUAGAUGCUGUGUUCUUUGCCUUGGACAGCACCUUUAGUACCUGAUCUCCGGUGGUAAAAGAGAGUGGCAUGAAUUUUGGUAUAUCCAUAGUGGAGACCAGGGGGAAUAAUCGACUGAUGUUUGCACUGAACUUAUCUUCCAGUAGUUUUGCAAUAUCCACUGGUGCAGUAAACAUGGUGCUAUUUACCACCAGUU